AUGGCGUUAACAUCAAGAAGGCUAGUGUAUUCAAAACACUUAUGUAAAGUUAAUAUCCGGAGCAUAUCGUUACAGGGUUAUAAAGCGAAGGAAACCAGCAUCAAAAAUUCAACUACAGCAGGAACGAGUGAGACUUGGAGCCGAAGGGUUGUAACUGGGUUACAGCCCACGGGGGCGCUGCAUGUGGGCAACUACUUCUCGGCUGUGCAGCGUUGUGUGAAGCUCCAGCAGCAGGGCGAUGAUCUUAUGAUAUUUAUCGCAGAUCUCCAUGCCCACACUACACAACAAAAUGCAACACAAAUUCAGAAAAAUAUAUGGGAAUUGACAGCAUACUUGCUCGCUAGUGGGAUUGACCCCGAACGAAGCAUAUUAUUUGCACAGUCCUCUGUGCCUCGCCAUGCUGAACUUUGCUGGCUGCUAGCCUGCCUCGCGACCCAUGCACGCCUUGCACAUCUGCCACAAUUUAAAGAGAAAUCGGCUACUAUGAAGGAGGUCCCAAUAGGACUUCUUCUGUAUCCAGUACUUCAGGCCGCGGACGUGUUAGUUUAUCGCGGUACGCAUGUGCCAGUGGGUGCGGACCAACUGCAGCACCUGCAGGUUGCGGCUCAACUUGUGCGCACUUUUCACCACCGAUAUGGACGGCUAUUUCCUACGCCCUCCCCUAUCCUACCAGAUGAUGGAAGCGAUCGACUACGAAGUCUUCGUGAUCCCACAAAAAAGAUGUCUAAAUCCGACACUGAUCCCAAAUCAAGGAUACUUCUAAGUGAUUCAGAUGAUGCCAUCAGAUUGAAAUUAAGAAAAGCCGUUACCGAUUUCAACCCACAAGUGACCUUCGAACCCGACAGCCGUCCGGGCGUGUCCAAUCUUGUGACACUCCACUGUCUGGCAGCCGACAAACUCCCAGAAGAGGUCGUUCUGGAGGCAGAGGGAUUAACUACGGCGCGGUACAAGCAAGUAGUGGCAGACGCACUCGUGGCAGCGGUCCGGCCGAUCCGUGAACGAGCCAACGAGCUCCUGGCGCGGCCGGGCCUGCUGCGGGACGUACUGCGACACGGGGCCGCGCGCGCCCGCCGCCGGGCUGACGUGGUCUACGGAGACGUCGCGGAACGGCUUGGUCUCGCCAACGCCGCACUCGAAACUUCCUACGACCUGAAAGUUUCAAAUCAGGCAAUCCCUUUAGGAUCUAAACCAAAGAGAGCAGUCAAACAAGGCGCAUGA
Molecule: messenger RNA, 1218 nt
Organism: Danaus chrysippus (African queen)
Lineage: Eukaryota; Metazoa; Arthropoda; Insecta; Lepidoptera; Nymphalidae
Source: the annotation of a GenBank genome assembly